AUGCCCUCUGGUUCAGAUCAAAACAGGAGUGUUUCAGCGCCAUUGGCUGCUCUCCCCAUCCCCAAGCAUAAAGCAGGUGUCAGCCAGUUGGGGGUUGCUGUAAACACUGGUCAUUGUGUGUCUGCCAACAUCCCUCCAGCUGCUUUUCAACCUGCACCCAAUCAAGCUUAUGUUGUUGAAGAAGACUCUGAUGUGAAUGAUCAGACAUCAGAGACUGAAGGCCAUGACUUAGAUGAUACAGAAGAUAAUGAUUCAAAGCCCCCUAAUGGCGCUUCAUCCACUGAGCUUAGAGAGGCCCUUGAUGCAGCACACCUUCAGAUGGCUGAGCUACGGUUGCAAAUGUGUAAACUAGCCACAGAAAAUUCAAGCCUUCAUGCUAGUCUUUCUAAUUGGAAAAGCACUAAUAAAGCACCUGUUGAAAUCACUAUGCACAAAAAACAGAUUGCUCAACUGGGCAAGAAAUAUGGUGUCAUGGUUGAACCAUUUAUCGAAACAAGCAUAUUCACGCAACAACAGCAUGAAGGGGUGGACUACCAAAGUGUGCUUUGUUAUGACUCGCCGCUUACAGAAAAACUUGCACUUGCCUCUCAACUGCAUGAUUUCAUUCUGUCUCCUCUCCACUUGUUCAAGGCCCAUAGCUAUUUUGCAGAAUGGUUUAUCUCGAACAUCAGUUCUGGGAGGUCGACUCUGAUUCACAACAUCCGAACCCACGCCAGUGUAAUCUUUGUAGGAUACAAUCCUGAAUAUUUUGCAGCCGCUUACAAACGGGACAAUAUCCAUGCCCUUCAAACCCUCCUCAAGUUUGAUACAAUGAGCAAAAUGGACCCACUAUUCCCACCCAUUCUUUUUCCAGACUUUAAGAAAGAUAUGAAGCGGGUCUUUAAAUCAAAGAUCAUUGCAUUGGUGCUAAAACUCAUGCUACUCAGUGCUGGAUCUUUACAAGGAGCUGUGUUAUUUGCGGCUGUCAUUGUUGAGUUUUUAGUUUCGCCAGAUUCCAAUUUCCACUCUGUAGGAGAUGUGAGUGGCAUAGUGUAUGGGAAGAAAUUCUACGAGUACAAGAAGCUAUUAAUUUGCAAGUCCAACACCAUUACUGUCUGCACCCUCUUCAAGUACCUCAACUUCUUCGUAUUUGGUCCAUGCACUACGCAUGCUCAAGACACACUUGUGCAAGAAGGAGAUGACUUCACCAACGAUCUAGAAGAUGCCAUGCUUGCAUUUGAUGAAUCAGAGUCCAAAAUUCAGGCAAACAAGAUUAAGGCCCACCUGACAGUUCCAGCAGAGGGUUCUAUAUCCGCACUAAGUGACUUGGACUCUGACACCAACCUAGCUGAGAAUGGCCAUCACUGGCAGGUUGAGGCAUCAGUGUUUGAUGCACUCCCCAUUCACCCCACUCCCCAUUCACCCCACUGA
Serpula lacrymans var. lacrymans S7.9 is the source of this 1410-nucleotide messenger RNA. RefSeq lists its product as uncharacterized. The record is from RefSeq and is a predicted model, not a curated record. The transcript has 7 exons. Bases 1 to 1410 code for a protein of 469 amino acids. Lineage: Eukaryota; Fungi; Basidiomycota; Agaricomycetes; Boletales; Serpulaceae.